AACAAAAUGCAGAAGCAAGUGGAGAUCAGAAUGCAUGAGAGUCAUUUGGACCCUCCUACACCACCUGAAGAGUCCAUGUGUGGAGGCUUCUGUGACAAAAUGAUGAAGAACCUGUUACUUGUGCUCACAAUCCUUGGUGUGAUCAUAGGUUCAGUAGCUGGUAUUCUACUGAGGUACGCAUCACCACUCCCCCCUGAUGCCAUUAUGGUGAUUGCCUUCCCGGGUGACAUUCUCAUGAGGAUGUUAAAAAUGGUGAUUUUGCCUCUGAUCAUCUCAAGUUUGAUCACAGGAUUAGCAGGGUUGGAUGCCAAGUCCAGUGGUCGUUUAGGCACAAGGGCCAUGGUGUACUACAUGUCUACCACCAUCAUCGCAGCUGUGCUGGGGGUGAUCUUGGUGCUCCUCAUCCACCCCGGUAACCCCAAACUGAAGGCAAACCUGGGCGAAGGGAAAAAGAAUGAUGAAGUGUCCAGUUUAGAUGCCUUGUUCGAUCUCAUCAGAAAUCUGUUUCCAGAAAAUCUUGUUCAGGCUUGUUUCCAGCAGAUCCAGACUGUUACUAACAAAGUAGAAGUAGCUCCUCCUCCAAAUCCAACUCGGUUUGGACGAAAUUCUACCAAGGGUGCAGCAAAAUAUGUGAUCAAGAAGUCUCUUCAGUUCAAGAGCGGCAUGAAUGUGUUAGGAAUUAUUGGGUUCUUUGUUGCAUUCGGCAUAUGUAUGGGAAAGAUGGGAGAAAGGGCCAAGCUGAUGCUUGAGUUCUUCAACGUUCUCAACGAGAUUGUUAUGAAGCUUGUCGGCAUGAUCAUGUGGUAUUCCCCCGUUGGUAUUGCGUGUCUGAUCUGUGGAAAGAUUAUUUCAAUCAAUGAUUUGGAGGUGGUGGCCAGGCAACUUGGAAUGUACAUGGUCACUGUCAUCGUUGGACUUAUCAUUCACGGAGCCAUUUUCCUUCCCUUAAUAUAUUUUGUUAUUGUUCGGAAAAACCCAUACACAUUCUUCAUGGGAGUUUUCCAGGCUUGGGUCACCGCUUUAGGAACAGCUUCUAGUGCUGGGACAUUACCUGUCACUUUCCGCUGUCUAGAGGAAAAUCUGGGCAUUGACAAGAGAGUCACUCGAUUUGUAUUACCUGUUGGAGCAACAAUCAACAUGGACGGUACAGCGCUUUACGAGGCUGUAGCGGCCAUCUUUAUUGCCCAGAUGAAUGGAAUAGAACUUGAUCCUGGUCAGAUUGUGACAGUCAGCCUUACAGCGACUCUUGCUAGCGUAGGAGCAGCCAGUAUUCCCAGUGCUGGUCUGGUGACGAUGCUUCUGAUCUUGACAGCUGUGGGACUACCGACUCAAGACAUCAGUUUACUGGUAGCAGUCGACUGGUUACUGGACCGUUUCCGAACAUCAGUCAAUGUCGUUGGUGACUCGUAUGGGGCGGGAAUCGUGUACCACCUCUCCAAAGAUGAGCUUGACCUAUUUGAUGCGCAGCAAAGGCCAGAUGACUUUGAGAUGGCCAAGACACAAUCCUUUUUUGAGAAUAACACUAACCAUGGUGUAUAUGCAUCUCACAACUCCUAUCAGCCGGUCCAAAUAGAUGACUGCAAGGUAACCUUGGCCUCAAAUGGCUCCACUGCAGAGUUCUCACUUGUUGAGGAGGAACCAUGGAUACGCGAGUAACACAGCACACAGAUCCAGCUCCGCCUUAUCCUGAGUCCCACAAGCUUAUCCUUUCUGGUGAAAACCAAAUGCUAAUUUUAUACAUAUAAACAGUCAGAAGUUACCACAAAACUUUUCACAUGCACAACCACUGACCUUUUGUAUGACAAUCUCAGUUCAUUUGACAAACAAAGAGAAGAGAAUGUAGCUCGAAAGUAGCUGGUGCUCGUAGUGGUUCAGCUGGUUCAGCCUCAUACAUUAUAAUUCACAUCCAAGGAUUACGAUAGUUGUAAUUCUAGGCCUUGGGUUUGACGAUAGAUCUGAAACCUGCUGCCUUAAGGCUACUGCGUAGAAGGAUCACAAUGGCUUGUCCAGCCUGGGACCCCAGACUGACCCUAGAGCACUACUAGUGGCAGGAGGAGAGAAGUGCAGUUUGUUUGCUGAAGAUACCUUUGACUGGCUUGGCUUAGGUGGAUUAACCCUUGGUGGCGGCACUCCAGAUCAGCCUCUUAUAAGAGCUUACCGAUGUACUUAGAGGUUCUGAAAUAGUGGUUUGCCUCCAAAUGCUGCCACUUAUUUUUAGACGCCACCCAACGUAAAUGCCACGUCAGCAAUUACAGAGCGAUUAGACAUAAAGUAUGACAUUGAGUUGACUGGCGUUAUCUAAAAGGAACGUUGGCUGUAAAGGGUUAGUUCACCCAAAAAUGAAAAUUAUGUCAUUUAUUACUCACCCUCAUGUCGUUCCACACCCGUAAGACCUUCGUUUAUCUUCGGAACACAAAUUAAGAUAUUUUUGAUGAAAUCCGAAACAAACUUUAAAACAAAAGUUUCAUAAAGCUUCGAAGCAGUGUUUUGAAAUCGGCCAUCACUAGAUAUUGUUGAAAAGUCGUUAUUUUGUUUUUUUGGCGCACAAAAAGUAUUCGCGUCACUUCAUAACAUUAAGGUAGAACCACUGUACUCACUUGAACUGUUUUAAAUAUGUCUUUAAUACCUUUCUGGAUCUUGAGAGGUUCAGUGACAUUGCUGGCAAUAGAAGCCUCACUGAGCCAUCGCAUUUCAUCAAAAAUAUCUUAAUUUGUGUUCCAAAGAUGAACAAAGGUCUUUGGGUGUAGAACGACAUGAGGGUGAGUAAUAAAUGACAUUAUUUUCAUUACUGGGUGAACUAACCCUUUAAUGUCAUACAUUCACCACUUAAGAAGAAAGAAGUUUUCAUUCCGACAUUAUGAGUGUCCAUGCGUGUUUUUUGUUUGAGGGAAGGGACUUGCAUGUGUGUAGGUUUUGUACGUAUCUGUGUGCUUUGUUAAGUUGUCGAUUUAUUUAUGUAUUUAUUUGCUAAGUUACAAUCUUGCCUUGAAGACAUCAACUGCAAACGGUGCAGACAGAAGACUUUAAUAUCAAAUGCAUUCCCAUUUUCUUGGAUCGUAGAUGAUUAAUAGUGUUUAAUUCUCUGAGGAGCCUUCUUGGAUACUCAGAUAUUAAGUCCAGUUGAAUGGAUUCUAUAUUCGCGCUAAUAAUAGAGGCCCUCAUGUUGGUUGGUGCUCAGGUUGUUAGCAUGAUAUACUAACAGAAAAGAGAUGACAGAAUUGAAAUCUAUCUUUAAAUCUGCACUGUUUAUUUAGUAGUCUCUAAUUACUAUUAUAGCAACACAAUAAACAUUCCUCUUUUGCACCAGAAUCUUAAAAUGUUCUCAUUAAAGUGCCUCCUUGCACUUUCUGUAAAUAAAUAAAUAAAUACACAUAUAUGCUGUCAUAUUUUAGAUAUAUUUUUCAUGGAAACUUAAGUGUGGUAUUUCAUCACUUUUUGUCUGUUGUUUUAUAAAACAACUGCAAUUCAUGUAUUCACUUUAGUAUAUUAUUUUAGGUAGAUUAGAGUGUAACAGGUUGUCUUAGUUAUCAUUAUUAUAUUCCAUGUACGUCACUGGGAACAGAUGGCUGUGAAACACUGACUGAUGAGUAAAAAUGUAUGUAUGUGAAUGUAAGCAUAUUUUUCACUGUUACAAUUCAUAAUGAUAUUGUGUCUCAAAUAUUGUGUAUUGUUAAACAUUUUGGUAGGGAUAAUGACACUAGGGGAAAAAGUCAAAUUACUAAUAAUUAUAAACCAGGCUUGCUACAGAUUUAGCAGCCCUGUGGAGUGUAGGGAAAAUAAAGUGCAACCUACAGUAGAUACAGUAUCUGUAAUAUAAAUGUGUGCACUAUUGGAAUAUCUGUUCAGGCAGGGCCUGACACAUCUAGAGGUACUGUGAUAUAUGUUAUAAAUGUGACCAUCCUGCUCUUUUUAUUUGUGCAACCCUGUUUGGUUUCAAACACAUUGUAUAACUGUCUACCAAACUGUUCACUUUUUAAAUUUGUCUUUUUCCUCUAUUUUUCUAUGAAAUACCUAUAAGAAAUUGUAAAUAAAGGCAAUGCUUCUUGUCUCA
This is a messenger RNA of Ctenopharyngodon idella (grass carp), 4051 nucleotides long. RefSeq names its product solute carrier family 1 member 2a (gene slc1a2a). Gene Ontology annotation, molecular function: neutral L-amino acid transmembrane transporter activity; glutamate:sodium symporter activity; L-glutamate transmembrane transporter activity. Bases 7 to 1656 code for a protein of 549 amino acids. The record is from RefSeq and is a predicted model, not a curated record. The transcript has 10 exons. Gene Ontology annotation, cellular component: plasma membrane. NCBI's taxonomy places the organism in Eukaryota, Metazoa, Chordata, Actinopteri, Cypriniformes, Xenocyprididae. Gene Ontology annotation, biological process: L-glutamate transmembrane transport.